UCACUUAAUGACGAAACACUACGCACGACUGAAAAUAAUGAAAAUAAUUCAUGGCAAGAGUUGAAACAGUUACUAGCAGAUAAGCCAAAUAUUCUACGGGAAGAUUUGAAACGAUUACAAAAAAUUAAUCCAAAUAUUCUAUGGCAAGAUUUGAAACGAUUACUAGAAAAUCAAAACCAAGAAGCUGAACAAGAAAAUAAUUCAACACAUGCAGCCUGGAAUAAUUUUGAGUUGUUUUUUAAGGUUUGGACUUCUUUACUACAUGAAAUCACAAUCAAUUCCAACAGACAAGCAACCGAUGCUAAAGCAAAACAAGAAGCCGUACAAGAAAAGAAACAGGAAAAUAAUCAAGAUCAAGAAGCCGAACAAGAAAAGAAACAGGAAAAUAAUCCAACACAAGCAACCCGGAAAAAUUUUGAGUUGUUGCUUAAGUCUUUGACUUCUCAUCUACGUGAAAUUACAACCAAUUCCAACGGACAAGAAGAAAAGAAACAGGAAAAUAAUAAAAAUCAAGAAAAUAAUCAAACACAAGCAAUUUGGGAUGAUUUUGAGUUGUUUUUUAAGUUUUCGACUUUUUAUCUAGCAAAAAAAGAAACCGAACAAGAGUUGUUUGUUAAGGUUUGGAUCUCUUUUCUAAAUGAAAUUACAAGCAGACAAGCAACCGAUAUUGAAAACAAGAAAAGAAACUGGGAUGGUUCUGAGUUAUUUUUUAAGCUUUGGAUUUUUUUUCGAGAUGAAAUUAAAGCAAAACAAGCCGAACAGAAAAAGAAACAAGAAAAUAAUGAAGAUCAAGAAAAGAAACAGGAAAAUAAUGAAGAUCAAGAAAAGAAACAGGAAAAUAAUAAAGAUCAAGAAAAGAAACAGGAAAAUAAUCAAACACAAGCAACCUGGGAUAAUUUUGAGUUGUUUUUUAAGGUUUGGACUUCUUUUCUACAUGAAUUUAUCAAUCCCAACGGACAAGCAACCGAUGCUAAAGGACCCAAAGAUCUAAGCGAAUUCUCUAAAGAACAAUUUCAGAACGUAGUGUGUAAAACAAUACGAUUAUACUUAGAAAAAUAUGAUUUCUCUGAGAGGGUGAACCAUGCAACAAAUUUAUACUUCUAUGUAAACUCUGGAAGUAUCAUUGAUCAUAAUAAAUAUGCAGCAAAUAAAGCAGCAAAUGAAGCAGCAAAUGAAGAUUCAGAAGACAAUGCCAAAAUAAGUAUACUACGGCAGGUAUUCAAAGCAAUCGUCAGAUUCAAGUCUAUAAUCACAACAGCACCUACAGCAGCGAAUGAGAAUACAGACAAUGCCAUUACAGAGGUAAUCGAUAAAUCCACCUCCUACCUUUUCAAAAAUAACGCAGCGAACGAAGAAGCUGUAACACAGAGUGGAAAUACAGAACAAGAAGAAAAUACAGUAUUGAAUGAAGCUGCAAUAAAGCGAUUUUUAUCGCUUGUAUGUAGUAGUAUUUAA
Racocetra persica is the source of this 1455-nucleotide messenger RNA. NCBI's taxonomy places the organism in Eukaryota, Fungi, Glomeromycota, Glomeromycetes, Diversisporales, Gigasporaceae. The record is from the annotation of a GenBank genome assembly.